Bombina bombina (fire-bellied toad) is the source of this 2579-nucleotide messenger RNA. Its product is annotated as tropomodulin-3. Gene Ontology annotation, cellular component: myofibril; striated muscle thin filament. The record is from RefSeq and is a predicted model, not a curated record. Gene Ontology annotation, biological process: pointed-end actin filament capping; myofibril assembly; muscle contraction. NCBI's taxonomy places the organism in Eukaryota, Metazoa, Chordata, Amphibia, Anura, Bombinatoridae. The transcript is spliced from 10 exons. Gene Ontology annotation, molecular function: tropomyosin binding. The coding region runs from base 134 to 1180 and encodes 348 amino acids.
AGCUUGUUCUCAGUGGCUGUUCUUGGAGUUGGGUGCUGGCGGUUUCCUGACAUUAGCUGGUAGAGUGAGACUGUGGAAGGGGUACUAUAAGCAACACGUAGUUGGACUGGUCCUGAAGUGUAAAACUGAAGAUAUGGCUCUGUCCUAUCGAAAAGACUUGGACAAAUAUAGAGAUAUGGAUGAGGAUGAGCUGCUGGGGAACCUGUCUGAAGCUGAUCUAAAGCAACUUGAAAAUGUUUUGGAAGAGCUGGACCCAGAUAAUGCACUGCUGCCAGCAGGAUUUCGACAGAAAGACCAGACGGAGAAAAAGGCCACUGGUACUUUUGACAGAGACAGUCUCUUAGAGUACUUAGAGAAAGAAGCACUCUCUCAAAAAGACCGAGAUGAUUAUGUACCUUUCACUGGGGAUAAGAAAGGAAAAGUAUUUGUUCCCAAGCAAAAGCCUUUGAAUUUCCGCACAGAAGAAAAACUUUCACUUGAUCCUGAGCUGGAAGAGGCAUUGUCUAGCGCCACAGACACAGAGCUAUGUGACCUUGCAGCCAUUCUAGGAAUGCACAACCUGCUACCAAACAGUGCAAUAUCUGCCAGCAAUGGAUAUGAUAGCCAGGGCUUUCCAAAUGUGGUGAAAGCUGAGCCAAUGAGGCCGGUUUUUGAUGAACCUCCAAAUCCUACAAAUGUGGAAGAGAGUUUGAAGCGAAUAAAGAACAAUGACCCACGUCUGACUGAAGUGAACCUAAAUAACAUUAAGAAUAUCCCAAUUCCAACGUUAAAAGAUUUUGCAAAAGCAUUGGAAUCAAACACGCACGUCAAAUCUUUCAGCAUUGCUGCAACACGGAGCAACGAUCCUGUCGCUGUAGCAUUUGCUGAUAUGCUAAAAGUAAAUCGAAGUUUGAGGAGUCUAAACAUUGAAUCCAACUUUGUCACUGGUACUGGCAUAUUGGCUUUGACAGAAGCACUAAAGGAAAAUGAAACCUUGCAAGAAAUCAAAAUUGAUAAUCAGAGGCAACAGCUGGGAACCGGCGUGGAAAUGGAAAUUGCACAACUGCUCGAGGAAAAUACGUCAAUUCUUAAAUUUGGGUAUCAGUUUACACAGCAAGGACCAAGAACAAGGGCAGCGAAUGCUAUCACAAAGAAUAAUGACCUUGUUCGCAAACGAAGGGUUGAAGGGGACCUUGAGUAAAGCCUUGUAACUGAACUAAGAACAUCCAUGAAUAUUCCGCUCCACUUGAGCAUUAUUUGUCUGACUUCAUUUGGCUGGGAAGAAGGGAAGAGACUGGAAAACUGUUAACCGAAUGUUCUGCGCGUCCCUAUGUUGCUGCAUAACCUGUAACUUGUUUUAAAAUGUAUUUUAGGCCCCAUCAGUUAUAAUCAGUAUAAGUAUAUAUAACGUUAUUUUAAUAGCUGAGUACAGCGCAUAUUACAGUAGGGAACUAGAACAAUAUGAAUCUUAAAAAAUGCAUUCUGAUUCUAAAAUGCUAUCUCAAGGGAAAGGACAUCAGAAAACAGUUUAUGAUAACGGCACAUUUCAGCUUUAUUGGAGAUUUUAAGGGAACAUUUAGCAGAAGGGUCAUUAUUCCCCCCUAAUAUAAUUGACAAAUUGAGGUACCAGAUGGGUGAAUUGUAUUCAGAGUAUUUUUAAAUCAUAAUGUCUUUAAAUAUGCUGUUGUAUUUAUGUCAUGCUAAUAAGGGAACCAAUUCAUAUUCCUUUUGUAUUGAUGCUUAUGGAAACUGCUGUCCCAUUGCAUUAGUGCAUCAAAUUUAAACCCAGUGUGUGAAGCACUCCUACAGAUCCUCUCUUUACUUUCAGACCGUUUUAUAGUGUUGCCUAACCCCUCUACUAAAGAGGCUGUAAACCAUUGCUGUGCAUUGUGUUGCAGCUCUCUGUGGCAACUGAUUAGCUCAUUGCUAUGAAAUGUAUUCCCAGAUGUAUGUAUAAUGCCUUUUACAUGUGCAUCUUGUGAUGUUAUUCAGCUGUGGAGCACCUGUCUUUGCAUAUCUGUGAGUCAUACUGUAGCUUCAGAUAUAUAUACACAUACAUGCAUAUACUGUUGUAUAUAAUCCCCACAAACUUCUCAUUAACCUCCUGUAAAGUGUAAUUAGUUCAUGUUCAGCCAAAAACUCAGGGCUUCCUUGCUUACACAGAACCAUUCUCACUUAUUUCAGGGAUAAAUAGUCUACCAAAUAUACCUAACCAGUUUCCUUCUUGGUCUGAGUGUUCUACUAUCUUUUGACAUCCUAUGCUCAUUUUUAUUAUACAGUUGCACUAUAGAAUGCUAAUAUACAGUCCAGUAGAGGAUGCUUCUGAAAUGAGCUAUGCUGUCUAAAUAAUAGCUCUGAACACUUAAAUGGUCUUAACUGUUAGCUAUGUAGAUUACAUUGAAUUGUUUAUUUUAAGGAGUAUGAGAGUAAAACACCAUUUCUGUUGACAUUUAUUUCUGAUUCUAAAUGCUGAAUUUGUGUAGUUAAACAUGUAUUUUUUUUUAUAUACAAUGUGAACAUCAUUUUGUCUAGUGGUGCCAAACAUUGUGCUCCUGUGGUGUAAAAUCUUAUGUAAAAAAUAUAUGCUACUUUGUCCUGAA